Desarmillaria tabescens is the source of this 1440-nucleotide messenger RNA. RefSeq lists its product as uncharacterized. The coding region runs from base 206 to 1153 and encodes 315 amino acids. The transcript is spliced from 3 exons. NCBI's taxonomy places the organism in Eukaryota, Fungi, Basidiomycota, Agaricomycetes, Agaricales, Physalacriaceae. The record is from RefSeq and is a predicted model, not a curated record.
AGAAUUUGCAAAACAGUCUACGCAGCGCCGAGAUCGUUCCAAUUUGCCGACAUUUGGCCCAGGUAUAAAAAGGUGGGUCCUGUCAUAGUUUGAGUUUCCCCACUAUCCAAUUCCUCUGGACUUCACUCUUUGCCUUCGCCUAGCUGUGCUGGCCCUUCGUUCUUCGUUCAAUUCGUUAUUACCCCUGCUUUUUAUUUGCACCAACAUGGUCGCUCCGGCAUCUUUCAACUCAAUCUCCGUUGCAGGCCAACAGGUGACCCAACAGAUCGGUAAUGGCAAUAAAAGUUCCAAGCGCGCGAGCAUAUUUCUCAGUUUGCGAAGACGUGAGGAUAGCCAGAAUAUUCUUGAUCUCAAUCUCGGGUCUCCCUUCCUUUUUGAAGAUGUUUUUUCAGGCUUGACACCCUCGCCACGCUCUCUUGAGUUUAAACUACCACUUCCAAGUGCUGUUGCUCCCUCUUCACCACUGCCACUCUUCUCCUCUUCCUUCGUCGAGCCCUUCGACGCUUUUGUCGACUCCGAGUCGGAUGCUUCGGAUUCCGAAGAUGAGGAAGAUGAUACACAAUACAUCAGCAUCCCUUCCACCAGUCCUUUCUACCAUCCUCCACCCAAGCCGCGCUCCUUUGAUUUCGCACCCUGGUCCGAAUCAUGCAGCUCAUCAUCAUCUAUGUCGUUUGCCUGUGAUGCGCUAUCCGAAGAUGUCGGUGAAUCGGCUGCUAUCCUUUUCCAUGAAAAGCUAGACGGAAUACCUUAUGUCCGCGACGAUGUAUUCAUCGUGGACGAUGAGUUUCUCCAUGAAGCUGGCACGGAGUUAUACGUGUCACCUUUUGAUGUCUACCAGGACAUGUAUUUGGAUAUGCUCAAGAAUCCCGUGGGGCUCAUGUCACUUCACGACGAGGACCCUUGCCCAGACGUCCCUGUUGAUUUUGACGAGGAAAACGCGCAUGCUGAGAUGUAUUCCGGUAUCCUUCCGGUGACUCUAGAACCUGUUACCGUAAUCCCGUCUGUGGGUCGCCAGUCACCAAUGUUGGACAUGCGCCUGGUCGCGCCUUUCGAGGAGGCAGAGGCGCAGCUACGUAAUCGUGCUAGCGUCGUGCCUCCUAGUUCUCUGUUCUGCGGUUUGUUUCCUCAGACCAACACCGCCAUGCGCAAUUAAGCGCAGCGUGUCUACUGUUUCGUCCUGUCUUCAUUUAUAAUACCCUUCAAACUUGAAGUAGCACCCUCUUUCAUUUCUUUUUCGUUCCGGUUGGCAAUCGGUGUAGUUCGGCGGAUAUUAUGGAUACCCUGAGUUGAAGUUUGAUACCUCUGUCGAUAAUAUAGACCUCAGGUGCACUCCUGUAUAUUAUACCUACGUUCUUAUCCGUAGAACAAUCAUUAUUUUUUCCCUCUUGCUUAUUUUAUGGGUCCUGUUAGAGAAUGCGGAUGUCUGAAGGUUUUGGAUCG